Orycteropus afer afer is the source of this 713-nucleotide messenger RNA. The record is from RefSeq and is a predicted model, not a curated record. NCBI's taxonomy places the organism in Eukaryota, Metazoa, Chordata, Mammalia, Tubulidentata, Orycteropodidae.
AGUUAAAGUCUUCAGAGCUCUGUAUACAUUUGAACCCAGAACUCCGGAUGAAUUAUACUUUGAAGAAGGGGAUAUUAUCUACAUUACUGACAUGAGUGAUACCAAUUGGUGGAAAGGCACCUGCAAAGGAAGGACUGGGCUAAUUCCAAGCAACUAUGUGGCUGAGCAGGCAGAAUCCAUUGACAAUCCAUUGCAUGAAGCUGCAAAAAGAGGUAACUUGAGCUGGUUGAGAGAGUGCCUGGACAACCGAGUUGGUGUUAAUGGCUUAGACAAAGCUGGAAGCACUGCCUUGUACUGGGCUUGCCAUGGGGGUCACAAAGAUAUAGUGGAAAUGCUAUUUACUCAACCAGGUAUUGAACUGAACCAACAGAACAAGUUGGGUGAUACAGCUUUGCAUGCUGCCGCCUGGAAAGGUUAUGCAGAUAUUGUCCAGUUGCUUCUGGCAAAAGGUGCUAGAACAGACUUAAGAAACAAUGAGAAGAAGCUGGCCCUGGACAUGGCUACUAAUGCUGCCUGUGCAUCUCUCCUUAAGAAGAAACAAGGAACAGAUGUGGUUCGGACAUUAAGCAAUGCCGAGGAGUAUCUUGAUGAUGAAGACUCCGAUUAAUUCCCUUCCAGAGCUUUGAGAUCUAAAAUUUCUGUUGCUUUUGCCAUUCCAAAAUCUUGUCUUUCCCAGAAGAGUGUUGGUAACUGUCUAGGAAAAAAAUAUAUAU